AGAUUAUACAAUUUCGGUCGCUCGGUGUUGUCCGUGUUUGCCGCUGGAUACCGGUAGAAAGGAAUCAGGAUUCAUCGUUGAAAUAGUUGGCCAAAAAUAAGGGCAGCAUGCAUUCUCUGCGGUUGAUACUUCCGCGUGCGGUUGGUAUUGUUCGCGUGACACCAAAUGCGUCUACGGUUCGGACACCAUUGCACCUAAUUUCGGCGGAACGAUUCACAUGUGGAUUUCACAAACGGCUCGCGGCGGCGCCAUCCGUGCGGACGCUCUGUUCGAAAGCGACACGUGCCGCUGGUGUUCCGGAUUCGGCAAAAUCUACCGCUGAGGAGAAUCAGGCCGACAGAAUAUACUACGGCAGCCUGACGCCACAAAUACGUGCGGUGAAGGUGUUUUCGCUGGCCACCAGCAUAGGCGGUAUCGUUGCGCAACCGAUUCUGCUCGAGCAGGCUAGCAAAGUAGGCGGUAUGCCCAUGAUAGUGGCCGUUUGUGGAUUUGCCGGAUUCUUCACCUUUGUGACACCGAUCCUGUUGCAUUUGGUCACGAAGCGAUACAUCACAGAGCUGCAUUAUGACCCUGGGAGUCAACAGUACACCGCAACCACGAUCACGUUUUUCCUGCAGCGAGAAAAGACACAAUUCAAAGUGGAAGAUGUGACCGUGCCGGAAGUGGGCGGAUUGUUUACGACGUUUUUGGUGAAAAACAAGGCGCUCUUUGUCGACCCACAGCUAUUCGCGGAUCCUACGCAUUACAUCAAGAUAAUGGGAUACGACAAACCGAUCGAUUUUAAGUUUGAAGAAGCACGGCAAUCGAGCGCUGGCGAGGAUAAAGCAAAGAAAGACCGAUAAGGUUGAAUAAAGCGAAGUGAAUGUCUAACGGUUUAAAUUUUGCUAA
Molecule: messenger RNA, 888 nt
Organism: Anopheles stephensi (Asian malaria mosquito)
Lineage: Eukaryota; Metazoa; Arthropoda; Insecta; Diptera; Culicidae
Product: transmembrane protein 70 homolog, mitochondrial
Exons: 2
Coding region: 108-842 (244 amino acids)
Biological process (GO): mitochondrial proton-transporting ATP synthase complex assembly
Cellular component (GO): mitochondrial membrane
Source: RefSeq, a predicted model, not a curated record